This is a messenger RNA of Dendronephthya gigantea, 1484 nucleotides long. RefSeq lists its product as uncharacterized. The transcript has 6 exons. Lineage: Eukaryota; Metazoa; Cnidaria; Anthozoa; Malacalcyonacea; Nephtheidae. The record is from RefSeq and is a predicted model, not a curated record. Bases 72 to 656 code for a protein of 194 amino acids.
ACUAAUAUUUAUUAAUCAACUUAUCCACUCAAGUAACACACCAGCUUGAUUUGAUAUCACCAUCAAGGAAUAUGGAAGGCACAACAGACAGCGUGAAGAGAAAUGACUUCCCACCACAAAACUAUGGAAUUGUCAUAAAAAAUGGCGAGGUUCUUCGACUAUGGUCUUACAACAGUGCAUCAGGAGGUAGAUUCGUCAGCAUCACAGAAGCCAAAGCUACAUCUUCCACUCAAGAUUCUACAAAUUAUGUUGUAGCUGCAACUCAAGAACAGCAACCUUCCUCGGAAAUCAAGUUCAUCAAAACUCAUGAAUUUGCGGAAAUCUUCAAAAUGCAGUUUCAAAAAAAUGACGGUUUUAAAUAUACUCUGAACGCAUCACAAGACGGCAGCAUAACGGCAGCUGAGAUUGCUGACAGUGAUUCAGUGGCACAAUUUACAUACUACGAGCUAGAUCCACCAAAUCAGCCGUACGUUGUAUUACCAAGUACCAACAGAAGCACAACUGCUGCAGAUGGUAAAAUAUAUGACCUGUAUUUGAGCAGUGAUGGCGCAGGAAAUAUGUCGCUCAAACGCUGGAAUUUGAGUUCGAACGCACUGCCUCCAAAGGCGACUGCAUUGAUCGAUCCAUCCUUGUUAUUCCGAGUGGUUAAACCAUAAGAGAAGAUUAAGCCAGCCAGUUUACAGAUAAAGCGCAAUUGUUGUUUAUGUACACUCUUACUGAUUUUCUAUUAUUACUAUUGAAAUCAUUACUUUUGUGUUACAAUUUUUACUUUAAUAUUUUUACUAUUACUAUUUUUGAUGUAUUGAUCUACUUCUAAAAAUCAUGAUGUCAUCGCUAUAUUCGUAUAUUAUGCAAAAUGCAUGUGCUGCAUGGUUAUAAUUGUACUUUCGGCAAAACUAUAUCUUAUGCAGCAAAUUAACAAGCCGGGGGUCGUUUUAGACCAGUCAGUUUGUUUACAUUUUCAGUAACCCAAUCAUAAUGCAUAAAUUUUGAAUACUUCCGGUAAAAUAAAUACUUUGAAUACUUCCAGUAAAGUAUUAAAAAAUUAGGCAUUUUGAUCAGCUUUGCUUAAAAAAUGUAAACAAAUAUGCCGAUUAGUUCAAACCGAAAUUCCCCCCAGCUUAGCAAAUGCGAUAAUAGAUGGCGGAAUAUAGAAUUGUUAAUGCAUGUAUUAUUAUUAAAUGUAAGCAGUCAUACAGUAAUUUCACUAUAAAUGAGGGCAGAUUCCCUGGCAAAUCACUCCAUACAUACUUUUCCAUAAUGUAUAUGUUUAAAACCGCUUAUACUUUGUAUAGCGAUGAAGAGUACAAUUCGGUUUAUCUCAAAAAGGGAAAUAUUUUGCAAUUUGAUUUUAAAUUGUAAAUUGUCAUCACAUUAUUUUCCUUCAGAGUGUAAGCUUUACACCCAAGGGCCUGUUUGCAUGGAGCGAGUUAUCCGGCUAAGCGGAGGUGAAAACUGCAUAAUAUUGAAAGACUAAUCAGGUU